AACAAGCAAAUAAUACGACACACCGUCAUGACCAUGAGUUUAAAGUUAAAUUGCCCUCGGUUUUCGACGGGUGAACAGUGUCGAGGAGAAUGCAUCAAAAUAUUGCAGAUUCUCACACCGCGUUCAAUUAAUUACUUUUCUAUAAAAAUACGUCCUAUUAAAAAUAAAUAGAGUUCUUGUACUUUAGGAACUAAAUAACUAAUAAAGUAUUACCCUAUCAAAUAAAUUGUAAACAUGGCUCAAGAAAAUGAAAAUAUUGACGAAAAUAAUUCGAAUAUUAAUUCCGUUAGUGAGAAUCAGACUCCUCCUCGGCCAUUUAGAAUAACCAUGGAAUUUCCUUUAUUUUUCACCAUGUUAUCGGUAUCAUUGUCAGGUGCUGCAAUAAGCAACUUAGUCUUGUACAGAACAUGUGUUCAUUCUUUAAACCAUACUCAAGAAGAGUGUCAGGUUUUUUUAUCACCAGCAAGGAACAAUGGCAGUCAACAUUUAGAAGAAGAAGUACAGAAAUAUGCAACAUUUGUAUCUAUGUUGAGAACAAUAAUAGAAUCAGUUGCACCUGCCAUCCUUUCUCUUUUCCUUGGAGUCUGGUCUGAUACUCACGGAAGAAAACCUUUAGUUGUUUGGCCUUUACUUGGAAUGUCUCUGAGUGGUGGUCUGAUCGUUGUCUACAGUAUGUUGGAGAGUUUAGGCCCAUGGUGGUUUAUCCUCACUUCCAUACCAGUUUCAUUGUCUGGUGGUUUUACGGCUAUGUUCACGGGGUCCUACUGCUACGUGAGCGACAUCACUACCAAAGAUAAGAGAUCUCUUAGGAUGACGAUAGUCGAAGCUUCGGUAUCAGCAGGCAGUGUUAUUGGUGCCGUGGCUAGUUCGUAUGUAUUGCGAGCCGUUGGAAAUGUAUACUUGCUGUUGAUAUCAGCUAUGUUGUUCGUAAUAGCUUAUGUUUUUACCAAUGUUUGCUUGAAAGAAUCUUUAGCUGGCGCUGUUCAGGGAGGUAUAUCAACAGUAUUAGACAUUAAACUUAUGAAAGAGAUGUUUGUCGAAUGUUUCAAAAAGCGUCCAAAUCAUGGACGUGCCCAAAUCCUCCUGCUGACAUUUGCGAACAGCUUGUCAAUAUUCAUAAUGUACGGUCUCAUGAGUUUGGAGUACAUGUACACGAGGCAGAGAUUGCACUGGGCGAUAAAACAAUAUACUAUAUAUUCAGCUUUUAACACGACGAUAUCAUUCUUCGGAUCGUUCUUCGGUGUGAUAUUAGUCCAGAGACUGUUCAAAGUGACGGAUUUGGCGUUCUCUAUCGUUGCUUUCUUAUCGUCAACUGCCCAUUACUUCAUUAAAACAUUCGCUACUGUUUCGUGGCAUAUGUAUCUGGCUUCUGCUAUAUCUCUGUUUAGAGGUUUGUCGUCACCUCUGAUAAGAUCGCUGCUGACGAAGAUACUGCCUCCGCAAGAUAUAGCGAAGGUGUUUGCGCUGAUGUGCACGAUUGAGGGCAUCAGUCCACUGAUAUCGCCUGCGAUGUACAACUCUUUGUAUGCCUUCACAAUAUCAUCAUUCCCAGGCGCCAUAUAUGUGCUGAGUGCGGUGAUAACGACUUUAUGUGCAAUAUUCUUAGGAUUUGUGCAAUACUUCAGAUGGCGACAAACGUCCAUAAUAUAUGACAGUUUAUCCAACGAAUCGUAAUUUUGUAACGAUGAUAACAACAUCUAGGUUCUUAAACGUCACAAAUAAUAAUAAUAACAAAAUAAAUCGUUACAUAAAUCGUUUAUUUGUUAGUAUAUCGUACUCGUGCCUUAUAAUAACAAAAAUGUCUAUUAAUUUACCAUUAUUAUAUUAUGUUAUAGUUUAUGUACCUUAAAUUGCUGUCUACAGUUUGUUCGUAUACCAAUAAUUUUAGGGACGAGAAGUUAUUUUAGUAAUAUAAUAAUGUUUUUUUUUUUUUUAAUUUUUGUAGUUUAAUCUAGAGCUGUCAUAAUUAAUAGUGCGAAUGUCACUUUGAACGCCAUUUUGUGAAUGGAUCUCAAAAUUAUCAUAAGAAAUCUGAAAUGACUUCGAAUAUAUUUUUUAAAGUUAAUGCGUGUGAUAUUUAAUAAUAAAUAGUAUAUGUAAUAUAUAAUGUAGAUUAUAAUUUGUGAACUUUAAAGUCGACAUUAAUAAAAUAAAUACGUACUUGAUGAUUUUAUUAUGUAAUAAGAUCGCAAAUGAAAAAAUCUGACAUAUCUAACAACACUUUACAGUAUGUUUGUUUAAAGUGUAAAAGCGGAAAUGUAAUAUUAACCGGCUAAAUAUAAAUGUCUACACACGCGGUGUGCAUUAAUUGCGCAGUUUGUUUGCCAUCGGUAUAACUUAUCGUUAGACCAUAAAAAAUAUACUAACUGAUGGUGAUCAUCCGAGGGUUUAGAAAAGUAUUUGUUAUUUUAUGUGUAUGACUGCAAACAUACUGUGGAAUUUGAUUGAGUCGGUUUGAUGCAGUUAUGAAAACCGCACUAAAACUGUUUCUAAACGGCAAUUUUGCAGCUGUCCUGCAGUUUUAAUUUAGACCGUGUGUAGUAGACAUUAUUUGGUUAGUACAUGUAAGUAAAAGUAAUAAUUUUGAAGAAAACUUUUUACUCUAUAGUAACAGGUGCUAAUUACAACAAUUAUUUUUAUAUUUUGUACCUUUUCGAAGUAUCUCAGUAAUGAACUGCAUAAAAUAAGCUGUGAUAUUAACAAAAUUAGAUUAAAAUAAAAUAUUUACCGAAAUAUAAAUGUAAUUAUUUACUCAAUAGAGUUAUGUAGAUUAUUUUAGUUACAACAUAGACCGCCUUUAAAUAUAUCGUGUGUAAUAGACUAAAUAUAAAAAGAGUAAAUCAAUGAGCCAUUUUUUUUUAUUCUACUUUCUUACAUAGUUAUAAAGUGUAUCUAAAAAUUGACCUUUAGUUUGACCGAUGACUUCAUAUUUGUAGCUAAGAUUAAAGUAAAUACUUUAUUUGUAAAUGUAUUAAAUUAAAUUACAUAAGUAACAAUUGUCAUAUUGUAUACUCAAGUACAAUUAAAUAAAUUAUGAAAAUUUUAUUAAUUACAAUUAUUAUGCUGACUGUACUCACUACUCAGUGUUUGCACUUUGAGUUAAUUUCUUAUAUUUACAGAAUCGUUUAUUAAUACAGCUUAUAAAAAAUAAAUUCAAAAGUCGAACAAUGUUUUCGAAUUGCUUUAUAUCAGAAUAAAGGAAUAAAAAUUAAAGUUUUGGUCCAAUAUUGCACUUUGUAAUAAUAGCAUUAAGGAUCAUUGUCAAAUGUAGUGACAAAAGUAAAAUGUUACAUUUUCAAUAUCAUGGAUUAUUAUUAUAUGAAUGUUUAUAUAUGCGUUAAUAUUUUAAGCGAUUAUAUUUUAAGGUCAAAGGAAUAAACCUAUUGAAUAUGACUUCAAUAUUUAAGCAAUUUUUAUUUACCGCUGAUUUUAAAACAAAGGGCAGAUGGAGAGCUCAGAAUAUUAGAGUGAAUCAACAAAAGCGAAUGCAAAUUCCCAGUAGUCUACGACGCGUCUUUUUGUUCUGGUGAAAUGAUCUUUAAAAAUCCAGAUCGCAUCCGUAAACUUUUGUUUUGCAUUUUGUUAUUAAUUAAUUAUAUAUAAUUGCAUUAUGACAGAAACACGUUGACUGGGAUUUUUGAGUUUUUGUAUAAUGAAACUUUUAUUAAAAUCGUCAAAUUUUCAGACCUUGACCACUAUAGAAAUAUUUAUUUAUUGCCUUAGAAUUCAUUGAAAUAUAUAUAUCAUCGUUAGUUUAAUCUCAGUAUUUUAUGAAACAGCUUUACUAGCCUAUACAAAUAACAAAGAAAACAAAAAAAAAAUAUAAUACGAACUCAACUUGAGCCAUUCCAGAGAUCCCAACCGACCGUUAGUUUGCCGCGACGCCUUGACAAAAAAGGACUCCGCCAUAAUACGUUAGAAGUGCAGUCAUUUUAAUUAUUGAUUAUUGACGUAUUAAAUAAUAUAAUAAAUAAUAAUAAUUUAUUAAUUACUGCACACGCUACCGGGAAAAUGCAUUCGCUUUUGAUUUAUUAUUUCGCUUUUGUUGCUUCACUAUAGUGUUCCGCGCGCUCCAUUCGCCUUUUGUUUUAUGUCUAAGAUUUAAGAUUCCAUUCAAUAUUGUGUGAAACAACUGAAAAACGAACAUACAUUUUGAGAUAACGAAUUAUUGAAUUUUGUAUAUAGUCCGGAGAGAUGUACUUGCAAAACAAAAAUAAAUUGUAAUUUUACAAGUUAUAUAUCGAAUUCUUAUCUUGUUUAUCUUAACUAACGCGACUCUCCUUUAACGAUAUUUUAAAUAUGGCGGCAUUGCUCUAGAACUGAUAUUUUCAUGUCUACCGUAUAUAUUACAGUUUAAAAAUCAAUUAUUAGAAUAUUAGUGUGACAAUCAUUUAGUGCUUUUUAUUCUGGACUCAAGCGAGCACACACGAGAAUUAAUGUUAUGUAUAUUUUAUCUUAAGAUAAAUAUACCGUUCGCCACAUAAUGCGGAACACAAACACACACGACUAAGGUAAUAUAUAGUUCAGUAGUGUUAAGAUACGAAAUAUACCAUCAAUGUUAAUGCGAUUAAGAUAUGACUUACAAAGAAAUAUAAAGAUUUACUGUAUUAUUUGUAGGUACCUUUUCAUAUAUCAUAGUUUUAUGUUUAUCUUCAUUGCGUGUGAUAUAGUUAUUACAUAACAUAUAUUAUAUACAUUAAUAGUUAAUGUAUUCUGUAUGCAAGUAUGUAAAUUAAAGUAGAUAUAUUAGAGAUAUAGUACCAUCAGUCUUAUCUCUUUUUAAAGAUCGAUUGUUUCACGCUACACGCAGACCCAAAAAUACUUUAUUAGCUAUUUUCAAAUUUUAGGAAAAAACUAAGUUAAUGAUUGAUAACAAACUAUAUUAGUAAAUCGGCAAGCCUUUUGAAUAAUAUUUAUUGCGGUUUCGCACGGUAAGGAUAAGAGUAGAGUUUAUCGUUGUCACGACAUAAUAAGCCAAUCAAUGGCCAUAUUUUGUUUUUUUCUUGUGACGUAUUUGGAAAAUUUUCUUUAGUUUUAAAAUAAUAAUUGUGUUAAUUGAAUGUUGUGUAAAUCUUGCCAAUAAAUGAUUUUAUUUUGUGUUUACCACAAAUGUUUACCACGUUAUAAUGAUAACAAAAAUAGUAUAUUAUUGCUUAUAUAUUUACGGCUUAACUAUAUCUUUCGUUUAGGAGGUCAUCGCUAUAACAAUGCUGUCUUCUUCUUUCAAAUGUUAAAUCAACUAUGACCAAGAGAGAGAGAGAGAGAGUGUGUUCAAUUAAACAUCCACUAAACAACGUUUGUCAAUAUAGCCGUAUAAUAUAUUGUUAUAAAUGCUUUACAACCAUUUUAUUAAAGAAAUAAAUAUUC
Messenger RNA from Vanessa atalanta (red admiral), 5367 nucleotides. Its product is annotated as proton-coupled folate transporter-like. The record is from RefSeq and is a predicted model, not a curated record. Gene Ontology annotation, molecular function: transmembrane transporter activity. Bases 235 to 1674 code for a protein of 479 amino acids. NCBI's taxonomy places the organism in Eukaryota, Metazoa, Arthropoda, Insecta, Lepidoptera, Nymphalidae. The transcript has 7 exons. Gene Ontology annotation, cellular component: membrane. Gene Ontology annotation, biological process: transmembrane transport.